Molecule: messenger RNA, 546 nt
Organism: Populus trichocarpa (black cottonwood)
Lineage: Eukaryota; Viridiplantae; Streptophyta; Magnoliopsida; Malpighiales; Salicaceae
Product: serine/threonine-protein kinase BLUS1
Exons: 2
Coding region: 1-546 (181 amino acids)
Molecular function (GO): protein serine/threonine kinase activator activity
Source: RefSeq, a predicted model, not a curated record
AUGGUUGCUUCUUGUCUUGAUCAAGACCCUUCAAAAAGACCUACUGGUCAACUUUUAGAGUAUUCUUUCUUCAGGACCUGUGAAGGAUUAGGCUUUUUGUUCAAGAACGUUUUCGAUGGGUUGCCUAAUGCUGAAGAAAGAUUCAAAGAAACCAAACAUUAUGGGACAUCAAGCCAGAUUACUGCUGGUGCUGAUAUUGAAGAAGAAGAAGAGGGUACUACCUCAGCGGCUCCGGUUGAACAAAGGAUCAGUGGCUGGAAAUUUAAUGAGGAUGGAUUCGUGCUUGACCCAGUAUUCCAUAAUGAGUCAGAAGAUGAUCAAGUUGUGAAAGUGGUUCGUUUUAGAGGUGAAACCAUUAUUCCUAAGCUGGACAUAGAAUUCAGUAAGUCGUCAGGUGACUUGGAGGGUUUAGUGGGAGAUCAGACUGGUGCAAACAUGAGUGGAAUACAGGGAAUUACUGAGGGUUUAGUGGCUCUCAAGAAGAGUUUGGAUGAGCAGAGGAAGCGACUACAAUUGGUGUCUGAUGGGCUCUUAGCUUUGCAAUAG